AAAUUCGGUAAGAAUACUGACAAAAUUACCCAUUUUAUUUAUUAUUCUGGAUCCCAACUUUUUAUCACUAACAAUAAACAGAACACGGCAAAUUAUUUUCUAAAGAGACACCGGUAAAACCCCGAAAGAGUAUACGACAAAGAAAAGAAUUAUAACCGAUUUUUAAAAUCAUUUUCCCGUUAUUUUUGGGACAUUUAAAAAAAUUAAAAAGUUAAAUGAAAUGUCAAAUUAUGGCGCCAUUAUUGGCAGCACUUGUUGACCUGCGCACGCACCCCCUCUCCCUAAAGUGUUUACGUUUCUCCCAACCAAACAAACCGCCGUUUCUUCCCAAAAUUAUGUAUUAAAAUUACAAAAUUUCGAGAUAAAUCCGGUAAAAUGUGAAUACCUGAGUGUGAAGUAAUCUACUUGUGAAAUUAUUAUGAGUGAAUCCGACGACACGGAUAUCCUCUUGCUGAUUCCCCCUGACCUGUUCACUGUGGCAUCGUCAGGAUCAGAAGAGAGUUUGAACGGUUGUUACUCCAGUGGACGUAAAGUGGUUUCAGGUCUCCUGGAGCAAGUGCACACCCUGGAGAAUCGUUUUAAGGGAUUGGAGAGUCCUUCGAAGGCCUUGAUGUCUCAGAGAGUCGAUUUAUUGACUCCAGACACUCUGGAGUCUUCAAACAUCUUCAAAAGUCCCCCUUCAACGAUUAAAAAAUGCCCACAGAAGCCGCAGAAUUACUCCUCUUCCCUGAGGUUCGGUCCCACCACGAGUUCCAGUGACAGUGAAAAGAAACCGAGCGAAAUGCUCCCCAAGUAUUAUCCCCGAUCUUCCACAGGUUCUGACCACAAUCUCCACAUGACUGACCCAUUCUCUCCUUUGAAUUUCAAAUCCAACAAUUCUUACGACACAAAUUCCCUCCUCCCACCUCUGGACUUGAAAUCCGAGGUCAAAGAGUCGAAUUUUCCCAAACAGAACACCGGCAGAGAUCCCCUGGGAAGUGAAUUCUCUCAACUCCUCAACAACAGCAGCUCUGGGAAUUCACUGUUCGAGAGGAUCGACCGAAGAUCCCCGAAGAAAGAUCCAUUCACAAAGACUAUUCGAGAUAUUUCAAAAAUUCACGAGAACUACUCGAAACUCUCCACGACCUCCAGCGACGUGAAUACCGUGAACUCCAGGAAUUACAAUUUCCCCAACUCCGAUUUCCGAUCAUUUUCUGAGAGGAGAGCCGAUGUGGGUGUAAAUACUGACUCUGCCGAUUCAAAAUCCCAAAAAUUACUGUCGUUGACUGACUUCUGGGAGCCGGACUCAUCGAAGAGUGAAGUGGAAAAGUUGAGGAUUAAAUUAGAGGAGGAAAAAUUCAGGAGAGAACACUGCGAGAAGACAAUUCAAGAGCUCCAGAAGAGGCUACUGGAGCAGCAGGAGAGGGUGGCUGUUGCCAUCGGUAUUGACAAGGAGAAGAACAGUAUUAUUCAGCAGUACCAGGCAAUAACCCAGAAAUUGAAGAACCAAUUCCAGACUCUUCAGGUGAGUCACAGGAAAUUAGAGGAGAGUUCAGUCCUGUCCAGGGCCCAACAGCAGGCGGAGACUGAGGGUUUAAAAACCGAGAUAAAACAGUUAGAAGGACAGCUCUCAACGUCACGAGAACUGUCGCUGGAACUCCAGGGAAAAGUCGAUGCUGGGGUGGAAGAGAAGCUACAGUUAUUGGAAACUCACGCCAGUGAAUUGGACAGUUAUAAAUCAUUCGUUAAAACAGGAGAGGAAAGGUACGAGGUACUGAAGGGAGAUUACGAUAAAUUGCAGGAGAAGAAUAAUCAGCUGGAGGAGUCGUCCUCCAUAGCACAGCAGGAUCUCUACAGGGAGCGACUCAAGGCAGGUGAAAUCAGGAGUGAAAUGGCGCUGAUUCACAAGGCGUUGGACACAUGCGAGGCAGAACUCACAGUUCUACGACAGGAGAAGGAGAAUCUCAUGCUAAAGCUCAAGGAGGAGGAGAAAAGAUGUGCAAUACUCGAGGGAAAGAGGAAUAAUCUCCAGGAGGAAUUGGCCACUGCAAAGAGGUCGGAGGAGAUGAGGAGAGAAGAGGUGAAGAAACUCGUUGAUCAACAGGAGCACAUCCGGGGGGAAUUAAGGGAGAUUUACCAGAAUCAGGUCGACGAGGUUGUCAAGGUAAAGUUGAAGGAGUUUCAGGCACACCUCGACACCGCUGAAGCUUCUUUCAAGACUGAACUCGAGGUGAAGCAGAGGGCCAUUGCUGAAUGUGCGGCUGGAAAAAUUAAAAAUAUCAUUGAUAAACAUCAGCUGGAGAUAAAUCUGCUGGAGGAGAAGCACAAGGAGGAGAAGAGGCUGUUCGAACUCCGGCUCUCCCAGAAUGUUAAAAAAUCCAACUUUUUGGAGGCGAAAUUGAGUGCCCAGCAGGCAGCAAAGUCGAGAAUAGCCGAACAGCUUCAUUCACUCAUGGAGAAGCAGUGGAAACAGGCUUUGCAGAUUAUUUCCUCAGGGAAUGACGCAAGUUUUGGUAAUUCAGAUACUUCGAGAGAAAUUAGGACUUUGAUGAAAGCCAAUGGGGAUUUUGAUGAGGCCAUGGAGCCAGUCAAGCUCGGAGUUUCACCUAAUAAAAACUUUUUUUAUUCACGUCAGGAGCAUGAUGAGAGCCUCAUUGCUUUCACCAAUAGUGAGGAAUCUAGGGAGAAAAUUAAGGAUUCCACGGAUGAUUUGAAGAAGUAUAUCAAAAUGAUCCUCCAGAUGCAGGAGAAAAAUUUCUCAGGGACAAACGGCGAGAAUGAGUCAUCGGUUUCAUCGUCUGAAUGCAGACAAGUACCACGAAAAUAUUAUACGAAAGCGGAUGCUGUCUCUACUAGUGAGAAAACCGUAACUUGGCAGCAAACCGAGCCCUCGACUGUUUAUAAUUCAGUAGCAAUGGCACAUGUCGAUGGAAAACCAUCGAAACCCCCUUGGAAGUAAUUCCCUCGUGUUGACUAUUUUAUUGAUAAAUAUUUUAAACAUUUUUUUACGAAUAAAACUAUUUGUAAUUACUCUGUA
Fopius arisanus is the source of this 3016-nucleotide messenger RNA. RefSeq names its product centrobin (gene Cnb). Bases 419 to 2938 code for a protein of 839 amino acids. Gene Ontology annotation, cellular component: centrosome; centriole. The record is from RefSeq and is a predicted model, not a curated record. Gene Ontology annotation, biological process: centrosome separation; centriole replication; mitotic cytokinetic process. NCBI's taxonomy places the organism in Eukaryota, Metazoa, Arthropoda, Insecta, Hymenoptera, Braconidae. The transcript has 2 exons.